This is a messenger RNA of Esox lucius (northern pike), 4952 nucleotides long. RefSeq names its product transmembrane and coiled-coil domain family 1a (gene tmcc1a). Bases 1299 to 2741 code for a protein of 480 amino acids. The record is from RefSeq and is a predicted model, not a curated record. The transcript has 5 exons. Gene Ontology annotation, cellular component: endomembrane system. Lineage: Eukaryota; Metazoa; Chordata; Actinopteri; Esociformes; Esocidae.
UCUAAUAUUUCUCAGAAGUGUACACUAUCUACGCAUUCGCAUAUGGGUUUCAGAAUGUGAGUAAUUGAGCUGUUAACGUUUGCUCUAUGUUACAUGUGUCCCUAGUGGCUUAAUGAAACAACACAACAGAAAUGGAAAAACAAUUUCCUUGCUAGUGAAUUCACAUUCUAAUAGUCGCGUAGCCUAAAAACUAGGGUCAGCAGCACUGAUUAACGUUAAAGACGUCAGGGAACCAAGUAAAAAAAACAACAACAUAUGUUUGCAACCUAUAUUCUGAGUGGAGAAUCAGAUGCUUCGUUUGCUUUUAGCGGCUAUGAAGUAGGCCUACUCAUCUUACGGUUAAUCGCAAUUAUCAUUUUCUAUUCCCCACACUGGUGAUUCAUGUUCGCCUCGACCCGUCAAUAACGACGUGCUCAUGGCAUCUCAAUGUGUCGGUUCAACAUGAUGGGUAUCAACGUCACUUGCCGGGGUAUUUUUACACUUUGUUGUUCGAGGUGUGUGUGUGCGCGUGCGUGUGAGCUCAUGCAUGGCAUCAUUUCAGCCGAUACAGGACUAGUUGAGCACAAUUUGGUUUAGUUGAGCUCUCUUUAGUAACGGCUGGAUUGACAGGCACACAUUUGAUACGAUCUAAUUUACACGCACAAGUCAUUGCUGUAUUGUUCUGCUUACUGCACUCUGGUUAAUCAUUUCUCCUUUCUAAAUGAAUUGAUGUUUUAUCUCAAGCGGUUUACAGAAUGCAAAAGAUUAUACCCAGAUUAAGGAGCUGUUUACAUAAAUAGUUUUAUCUCCAGAGGUUCAGGUUCUAUAAAAAGGGUACGUGUCAAGGUUAAAAGUUGUUUACGCAGUAUACUAUUAUUUUCUCAUCCUGUCUUCUUUUGUCCUGCCUGGUGUUUUAAGAUUGACCAAAACAUUUUACCCAAACUGAUUUUGCUGAUAUCAUAACCAUCAUAUUAUUGGGUGCCUACGGAUUGCGAACGGCUUGAAAUGUUGCUAUCUGACGAUGAGUCAAGUUUUUAUGAGCAGAUAGCCUAAACGUAUUAUUUGAACACCUCUUGCACUUGGGUUGAGGCGGGAUUGCGAGUCAGAGGAUGAUGUCACCUCAAUCGCGCGGUGGGGGAGGAGAGUGGGAAGGAGGGGGGAGGAGCGUCGGGAAGAGUCUUAGAGCCAGUUUCAGGUAGCAAAUACUGACCAGAAGUUAGGACUGGGAGUCAGCGGAGGACGGAACUUCGAAAAGGGUUAUCCAGUGAUGUUGAUGAUGUCACUGGACAGAUGAAAAUUGAUUAAGGGAAUAAGGGAAAAUGCACUGGGAACAAGUACUCCGAUUGAAGAAUUGCAAGAUCGAGCGGUUGGAGGUGAGCGGCUUGGCUCAGACGUCCCAGGUGGUGACGUGCGGGCCCGACGGGUCGUUCCCUGGGGAUGACGAUGGCGCUCCGGACCCCCAGCGCACCAAGCAGGCCAUUGCCCAGCUGCAGCAGAAGAUCCUCAAGCUCACCGAGCAGAUCAAGAUCGAGCAGACAGCCCGGGACGACAAUGUGGCCGAGUACCUCAAGCUGGCCAACAACGCCGACAAGCAGCAAAGUGCCCGCAUCAAACAGGUGUUUGAGAAGAAGAACCAGAAGUCAGCCCAGACCAUCCAGCAGCUUCAGAGAAAACUGGAACAUUACCAUCGCAAGCUUAAAGAGGUGGAGCACAAUGGCAUUCCUCGCCAGCCCAAGGACGUCCUGAGGGACAUGCAGCAGGGCCUGAAGGACGUCGGGGCAAAGGUCACCGGUUUCAGCGAAGGCGUGGUGGACAGUGUCAAAGGAGGCCUCUCCAGCUUUUCCCAGGCCACGCACUCCGCUGCCGUCGGGGUCGUCUCCAAGCCGCGGGAAAUCGCCUCGCUGCUCCGCAACAAGUUCGGCAGCGCCGACAACAUCCCCGGGCUGAAGGACUCCCUGGAUGACCCAUCAGGAGGCGAGGAAGGGGUCACCGCGGCAGGAGGGAGGUCUCUGGUUGGCGCCGGGCACCACCUGCAGUCCAGCCCCAAGUUCGGCAGCGAGGACGACUGCUCCAGCGCUACGUCAGGGUCGGCGGGGGCCAACAGCACCACAGGGGCCCCCGGAGGCCCGCCAAGCUCCAAGGGGAACACCCUGGAGAGGAGUCAGAGCUCCAGUCUGGACAUGUUGCUGCAAGAGGUGCAGGAGCUGCGGGAGGGCCAAGUGAGACUGGAGGAGAGCUUGGAGGGGCUGAAGAGUGACUAUCAGAGGGACUACACGGUCAUCAUGCAGGCCUUGCAGGAGGAACGCUUCAGGUGUGAGCGUCUGGAGGAGCAGCUUAACGAUCUAACUGAGCUCCAUCAGAAUGAGAUCCUCAACCUUAAGCAGGAGCUGUCUAGCAUGGAGGAGAAGAUUGCAUACCAGUCCCAUGAGAGAGCCAGAGACAUACAGGAAGCUCUGGAGGCUUGUCAGACGCGUAUCUCUAAAAUGGAGCUUCAACAGCAGCAGCAACAGGUGGUCCAGCUGGAGGGCCUGGAGAACGCCACGGCCCGCACCCUGCUGGGCAAACUCAUCAACGUCCUCCUGGCCCUCAUGGCCGUGCUCCUGGUGUUCGUCUCCACCGUGGCCAAUUGCGUGGUGCCCCUGAUGAAGACGCGCUCCCGCUCCUUCUCCACCCUCCUCCUCAUCCUCCUAUUUGCCUUCCUGUGGAGGAACUGGGAGGCGCUGUCGGGCUACACCCACCGCGUUCUUCAGCCGCCCAGAUGACCGUGUGGACGCUGUGUGUUCCUUUGACUGUGCAUAGUGGUGGAACUCUGUCCACGCUGAUAGGAAGCCUAACUGCCAAUGGGAUGCAGUGAUUGUUUUUGAAGGACGUUGAGCAAUUAGCCUAUCGGUCUAGCUCAGUAAGGCUGGAUCUGGACUUUGGAGAAAGUUGGAGAAUGAAGUUGUCAACCUCUCUCAGCUGUGACUCUUGAAGGAUGAGACUUUUGUUUACAUUUUGGGGGAUAACUAGUGUUUAUUUCUUUCACAUGAUGUAUUGUCAUACUGUUUUUAUUUUCUAGGAGUUCAUCAAAUAUUUUAUUGUUGUUCAUAUUAUUUCUAAUAUUAUUCUUUUAAAUUUUUUACAUUAUUUCAUUCAGUUACUGUGUAGCAUUAAGCUCCUUUCCUUCCGCACAAAGAGGAGCUUGUCAGGAAACUGAUUGGAUGAUCACCUCAGAGGCUCAGGCCCUCUGCUGAGAGAUGCUGCUCUGAUUGGCUGCCCUUCAAAAACACAAGGGCUUUACCUGGCUGUUUUAGGUAGAAAAUCAAGGUAAAUGAAUGCCUUCUUCGCACUUUUCCCACAGCAAUGGAUUCUGAGAUAAGAGAAAAAACUUUCUACAGAGAAUACUUUGUUUCUCGGAGGAAAAGACUGACAGACAUUACAUUUGAGUGUCACUCCUAGAGACUCCUCGUGCUUCCGUACAAUUUCUACUAGCAAUGAUUUAUGUAUUUUAUAAAGUUUUCAUAUAUACAGCUCUGGAAAAAAUUAAGAGAACACUGCACCCUCUUCUUUCCUUUCCAAAAAAGUUGAAAAGGAAUGUUUUGAGUGAGGAACAGAAGCGUUCAAUUUGCAGUGGUCCCUUAAUUUUAAACCUUCUGUUAUGACAGGAUAAAUGAUUUUAAUUAAGAGAGAACUGAGGUAUGACUAAGUGCGACUAGACACGUUUUUUUUUUAACAAUUUGCUUUUUGAGACUCAUUGAAAAGCGCUUUAUCAAUUGAAUAAAUGAUUACUGUUAGUUAGGACUGCUCUCCACAGAGCAGCCACUUUAGGCCACUUUAACAGGAAAAAUUGCAUCGCCACGAUACUGCCUUCGAUGGUACUCACCCAUCAUGCUGGCCGAUGUCUAUGUGGAAAAGGAGUGACAGUUCUACCAGGCAAGGAUGGCCGUCUUCCCUGCCACACUACUGUUCUCCAACGCACUGCCAGAAUGAUGAAUCACUUCCUGCACUGGUCCACUCACUGCCACUCCCCCUCCAUCAUCAACAUCCUGCCCAAUGUGCCAAAACUUUCCAUGACACCUGUUGCACAGACAGGUUUUUUUCUUUCUUUUUUUUUUGGGGGGGGGGGGGGUUGUAUGUAGAGAGGUCUUCUAGCCUUGAGGGGAAGAGAGUGGCAGAGCAUAUGGUCAAAGCAGGCCUGAUGUCAACUACAACCUUUUCCCUUCACAGCCACUGCUACUGUGCAUAAUAAAAGAGAUGGUAAGACUGUUUGUUGAUCAACCACCUGCCUAUGUGUCUCGGCUUGGAGUUGAGGUGGAUGAUGAAUAUUAGCCUGGUCACCGUAUUUGCUGUAUUAGCCAACCCCCCCGACUGCCAUGGUCGUGACAUGACUGAAGAGUCGGCAUACUGAAGUACAAAUUGACAUGGUAUCAGGUUUUCUACAACACCGUUACAAGAUUGCUUCUGGGUAAUUGCUCUGAGGUGCACGCAGCUAAUGAUCUGAGGUGCGUUUCCUAAUCCUGGCCUUUCAGUGUGGUUGAACGUGCUGGCUCUUUAUCCAUCUUGUCCUCUUACUCAUCCAUUCAUCGACCUAGCAGGAAUGAGGCUGUCAACAGCUGCAUUAGAAGACUGUUUUAAGGUAAUAUCUAACAGCGAAAACUGGAUUGUUGGUAAGUGUUCGGAGCUGGAUAGCCUUCUCUGGUGGGUUUUAGGCUCAAGGUUGGGAUCCGUGUUUAACAACCAAGAACUGAUCACAGAAUGGGAAUGAUUUGAGCUCAGUGGACUGUGUGGCGCACUGGUCCGUCUACAGAUGCUGUUCAUUGUUUGGAUCUGGAACGUGCCCUGUGAUUGGCUCUUGAGUUGACUUCUGACUGUGAUGGGACUGACCAGGACCUCUGCAGCUUGGUGGGGUUGGAAGGGAUGGGUGCUAGAACCACUCCUGUGCCUUUUGGUGUCAUUUUCUAAGUGUGAAAUAAUAAAGGUGCAUUCCUGACUAA